Molecule: messenger RNA, 2037 nt
Organism: Symbiodinium natans
Lineage: Eukaryota; Dinophyceae; Suessiales; Symbiodiniaceae
Source: the annotation of a GenBank genome assembly
AUGACGGGUCGCGACAGCCGACCCGUAUGCUGCACGUUGAACGUAGCUCGACAUGGUUGGCGACGCUCUGGCAUGCGUGCGCGAGCUCACGCUGUCUCGAGCAGAAGUGCGCUUUGGCUGGUGCUCCUCAUGGCCUUGCUUAGGCCAUGCAUAGAUCGCAGCAACCUGCUCUUCACGCCCCUGACGCCGAACUCCUUGACUGGCCGUGCCUCCAGUUCACUGAUCCGCGCAUUUGCAGGAGACCCUCGGCAGGAUCUGCUCCCAAGCUCACUGCGCAGCUCAGUGAAUGCCGAAGUCGCUGAAGAGGCCCACAAUGCCCACAAACAUGGUAGCAAUAAUCGGGAUCCCCAUCAUGGCGAGGAGCCCUGGAGCGCCACGCGGGUUGUGCUGUCCAGUGCACUGGUGGCCUUGCUUCUGUCUUUCUUUGCAUCAAUGUACAUGUCCUUUAGCUCUUCUGUGCAAGCCAAUGAGCAAGUCACCUACACAGACUGGUAUUCCAAAGUUGCCGACCGGAUCCGCAACUUGAUGGCAAAAAAACCGACGGCUGGCCCGCCAUCGGUGGCUGCGAGAAUCCGGAACAUGAGUAACCUCCUGGACGUCACUCAAGACGACAUCUACACCGAAUUCUGGGAAAGCUUGUCCUCAGAUGUCUUGAUAUUUCGGGCCUACACCCCGCUCUUAGAUUUCUACAUCAAGGCCACGUAUCCACAUCCCACUGCACCGCAGGAGCUACUCUGCAAAUCAUUGCGGUUUGAACUCGAGCGGUUCAACCAGGCCCUAAGUGAUUUUGAUGCGUGCGUGCAUGCUAGGAACAUCCGAGGGACGGAGAAAGCUUUCGCUGAGCUUUCUGUUGCUUAUGACCACUACUUGAAGGCGGCAGCCCUGUACGAAGGCUAUGAUCCCAUGACCAGCACCGAGGUACUCUACAAAGAUGUAACAGACUCGCAACUCGUGUACACACCUGUGGCAGUGCAGAAGCCAGCUAUUCGGGACGAAGUGCUGGUCAUUCGAGGUCCAGACAAAGGUAAGAUGGGCCGUGUGAUUUGGAUGUACGACGGGCUAACUGCCACGGUGAAACUCGAACCCAACCCGCUCCUGGGAGGCUCGCAAAUGAAGGGCAUACGGGAAGUUAAGUCGUUUCCGCAGUCCUGGAUCGCGCUGACCAGGACGAACGAGCAAAAUCGUGUUCUGGACCUGGUCCUCGCAGGCAUAGCCACAUUCUUCACCUGCUGCCUGACAUACCCUCUGGAGACGAUCAAGGCGAGGCUCCAGGCCGGCCAGCAGCCACUAGCGGGGAAGGAUAUUGCAACCAUCGUCCCAGACCUGUACAACGGCUUGCUGAGUACACUUGUGCGGGAGAUCCCAGCAAAGAGCUUGUACAUUUCUGGCUUUAAUAGCAUCACCCGCUUCUUCUGCCUGCUACCCUUUGUGGAUGCCAACAACCCCGACCUGAAGCUGCUGGUGAUGAUUCCUGCCGGGGCGCUGGCCUACUUCCCAGGAACAUUCCUGCGGGCUCCCUUUGAACUCUUGAGCCGGCAGAUGCAGACUGGCGUCUACAAGACAGAGGAGGCGGCUGUCGGCAAGUUGCUGGCAGAAACCGACACUCUGCACCAGAAGCUCUUCAGAAGCUGGAGCCUCGUAGUCUUGCGCGGUCUGCCCUUUGGGGCUCUGCAGUACUCACUGUAUGAUUUCCUGCACGAGAAUGUUGAGCUAGUCCCGUUUGGCAUACCGCUGAGCCUCCAGCCAGUGAUCUGGGGCGCCGCUUCGGGAGCCAUGACCGGGCUGCUAACUAAUCCACCCGACCUCAUCCUGUCUGUUCUCCUUGCCAAGGAACAGCCUGAGUCACAGGAGGCAGAGGAUGAGAAUAUUCUCGAGGCCUUUGCCCAAGCCGCCCAGUCCAUUUACGACUCGGAAGGUUUUGCUGGUUUCUUCCAAGGUGGAACGGCACGGGCGCUCCAAAUCGGAGCCGAGUCUUGUGUUUUCUUCACAAUCUUAGAGGCGCUCAAGGAUGGUGCAAAGCUCAUCCUCGACUUUUGA